AUGUCCAACUCGGAUUACCUCCCGGACUACCCGCUCAACUCGGACUUUGUAAAGAGAUUAAAGGCGGCGCUGGACACUGGGGACGAGGGCAGAGUGGCCAGCUUGAUCUGCUCUGAGGUCCAACACGUGGAUGCCGUUAUAGAGCUGUCCAAUGACGACUGGAUGAAGGACCCUGCUGCCCAGCUGCCCACUGGUGUGCUGACAGGGGACCUGAGCCACCUUCAGCUCCUCAUGGACCAGUUCUUCCAAGAUGCCAACGUGGUGAUUGAGAUUCAUAGCGAUGAGAUGGAGUGGCAGGUGAAGUCACCAGCCACCUUUGGACUCUCAGGCCUCUGGACCCUGGAAUACAAGCGGGAGCUGACCACGCCCCUGUGCCUCGCAGCUGCCCGCGGCCGCACCGCCUGCCUGCAUCACCUGCUGACCCAGGGCGCCCACCCUGACUCCAGCCCGGGUGGCCGCAGUGCGCUCCACGAGGCCUGCCUGGGUGGCCACACGGCCUGUGCCCGCCUGCUGCUGCACCACCACGCACACCCUGAUCUGCUCGACGCCGACGGCCUGGCGCCCCUGCACCUCUGCCGAACGGCCGCCUCAUUAGGGUGCGCUGAGGCGCUGCUGGAGCACAGGGCCUCGGUGCAGCUGGACGGCGGCCCGGCCCGGGACACGCCGCUCCACGUGGCCGCGCAGCACGGCUUGGACGACCACGUGCGCCUCUACCUGAGCCACGGGGCGCGCGUGGACACACGGAACGGCCGCGGAGAGACGGCUCUGAGCGCCGCCUGCGGAGUGGCGUGGCGACCCGAGGAGCACGCGCGCAGCCUGCGCCUGUGCGCGCUGCUGCUGCAGCACGGGGCUGACGCGGACGCGCGCGACGAGGACGAGCGCAGCCCGCUGCACAAGGCCUGCGGCCGCGUGCUGCAGACCUGUGCGUCCACUCCAACGGUCAUCGAGGUUCUCUUCAACUCCUACCCUCAGCUCCAUGUGUCCGAGUCCUGGAAAGGGGUCAUCCCCGAGGAGGAGCUUCAGAUGCACCAGCCUUUCUACCAGUCGCUCUUCGCCCUGGCCAGCACGCCCCGCUGUCUGCAGCAUCAGAGUCGCUGUGCCAUCCGCAAGCUGCUCGGGAAGAAGUGCUCCCUCCUGGUGCCGCGCCUGCCCUUGCCAAAGGCCCUGCGUGACUAUCUGCUCCUGGAGCCCGAGGGGCUUCUGCGCUGA
Messenger RNA from Elephantulus edwardii (Cape elephant shrew), 1209 nucleotides. It is a transcript of the gene ASB18, whose product is annotated as ankyrin repeat and SOCS box containing 18. Gene Ontology annotation, biological process: regulation of cardiac muscle contraction; protein localization to T-tubule; intracellular signal transduction. Gene Ontology annotation, cellular component: T-tubule. The record is from RefSeq and is a predicted model, not a curated record. Bases 1 to 1209 code for a protein of 402 amino acids. Lineage: Eukaryota; Metazoa; Chordata; Mammalia; Macroscelidea; Macroscelididae. The transcript is spliced from 6 exons. Gene Ontology annotation, molecular function: protein binding.